AUGGGUGUGCCAGGCUCUUCCUGCCCUGCCCGGGCCUUCUUGGCGGGGCUCACCGCAGCAUCCCCGCUCUCCUCCACCUCGCCGGCGCCGGGGGAGGAGAAGGGCCAUCACUGCCAGCCUCCAGGAGCCCUGUGGUCAUUCACUCACCAGAUUCUCUCUCUUUUCCCAGGAUCCUAUCUGUCAGAACACAGCGGAGUGUGUACACCAUGCACUGAAAAAGAGGGUUUCACCCGUAGUCCCAACCGCCUCUCUUCUUGCCUCCCCUGCUCUAACUGCCCUGCAGAUAAAGUACAAAUAGCUGCAUGCACCAGGACGAGUGACACCCAGUGUCAGUGCAAGGAGGGCUGGUACCAGGAUAAGGAUUCUCCUGAGUACUGCCAACCGUGCAGCCCAAGGUGCCCUAAUGGCAAGGUCAAGGCCAGGGACUGUGGCCCCUUCAACGACCUCGAGUGUGUGGACCAAGAAUCAGGCACACCAUGGUGGGUGAUCCUACUUGCCUGCAUCUUUGGGCUUGGAGUCCUUGCCCUGCUGGUUACAUUUGUAUAUUGUUGGUGCAGGAGCCGUAACCUUACAGGUUCUAGAGCGGCCACCAAGAGCAGGAGCAGGGGCUGGUUUGGUUGCUUACGAACCCCAGGAGAGGCCGAGGCUCUGGACAAUGCCCGCAACCUGGCCAAGAGCGACAGAGACUCAUUGUCCUCUGAGCAGGAACAGGAAGAGCUGGCAGGUGGCCUGGUGCAGCCCGCAGGAGAAGCACAGCUUCUACUGGGACCGAUAGGCACUGACGAGUCUCAGAUGAGAAGAAAGCUGCUGGUUCCAGCGAACAACGAGAACCCCAUAGAAACCCUGAAGGAGUGCUUCUAUGAGUUCUCAAGGAUCGUGCCCUUUACUCGCUGGGAGCCGUUCAUGGGGUUGGCGGGCCUCACGGAAAAUGAUAUCUCCAUAGCCAAAGCACAAGUGUUGAACCCGCGGGAUGCCUUGUAUCACAUGCUGAUCACCUGGGUCAACAUCAAGGGGAAGGCUGCCUCAGUCAACACCCUACUGGACAGCUUGGACAAGCUGGGGGAAACGAAAGCAAAGGAGGAGAUGCAGGACUUCCUGCUGGAGUCCGGAAAGUAUAUCUAUGAAGUGGGUGAAGCAGGUUCUGCUGUUUCCCAGUGAAAAGAAUCUCUUUUGGAGACCAAAGCUUUCCUAGUUUACCUUUUCUCCUGAAAGGAAAAUAAGACUGGAUACUACAUGGCUGGCCAGUGCGGCUCAGUGGUUGAGCAUCAACCUGUGAAUCAGAAGGUCAUGGGUUCUAUUCCCUGUCAGGGCACAUGCCCAGGUUGCAGGCUGGAUCCCCAGCAGGGGGUGUGUGGGAGGCAGCUGCUUGAUGAUUCUCUCUUACAUUGAUGUUUCUAUCCCUCUCCCUCUCCCUUCCUCUCUGAAAUCAAUACGCUUGGAGAAAUUUCUCUUCAAAUUGGUUCAUAGGCCAAUGCUCAACCUCUGAGCCACACCAGCCAGGCCUGGCACUUUUUCAUUCUAAUAGACUUCUACGUUUUACUUGUUAUUUAAUGUUUUGUAUAAUCCAUCUGUGUUGUUAUGUGUCCAGGUAUUUAUGUCUAACUGUGAUAGGGCUCUUUUUAUUUUUAUAGUUGAAAGUUCGUUCUUGUAUUAUUAUUGUUUAUUAUUGUAUUAUUUUCUGUAAACUUAUUUUUGCCCCACCCUGUAUAUAUUUGUAUAUUUAUGGAAAACUUUUUGGAAAUGUAUUUACUAGGUUGAUCACAUGUGUUACUUAAAUGAGAGAAGUUAACAAAAUUGCAAAGGAAUCACCGCACCUCUGCGGGUGGUGCUAGUGAGUCCCAGCUCCCUCAGGUGCAGUUUGAGCUUGUCCAGCAUUAGGGGACCGGCCACUUUUACCGCAGGGGUGGGGAAUGUCUGGCCCUCGGGCCCUGUAAGGCCGACAACCAUUUGGUCUGGCCCUGCCAAGGCAACCACACGUGGAACUUGAAAUUCAGGAAAUCUAGUUUUUUUCAUAGCAAUAUAAAUUUAUAUUAAGUGAAUCAUAAUAAUAAUGUAAAUUUUGAGGGACAAGCAAGAAUGUCCAUUACGGGACGUUCAUAAAAUAUACUUUAAGUACACUGCAAAGGUUCUAGAACAUUUUAAGUGCUAUAGGCAUUUGGAUGAUAGAACUUCCUCAAGUACUGGCAGCUUUGUCCAGGGCAGUAUCCAGUACAUGACGGUAUUGAGGUGACUCCAAGGACAGUCAGCUCCAGGCCGCCUGGGAGUGUACAGGCUGUGAAAGUGUUAACACACUGUGGCAAAACUACUGCGAUCCCGUGAUGAUGAGACGAGGUGCGAUGAGAUGAUUCCUCGCGACGUGGAUGACCUUGCCUCCAGUAAUUGACAACGAUGUUGUCGACUUCUCUGCUGACACACAUGGUAACUCCAAUCCACCCUUUAUCCACACGUCCACGAUCAACAAUUCUCAAAAAACCUGAAUCUCAGGUAAAGAUUAAGGACAUUAUGGUACAAAGAAAAGACCUCUAGAGCCGAUGAUACAAAUGUUGGAUAUGUUUCAAAUCCAAGAUGCAAGAUUAGAACAGCGAUCAAAGCAAAAUAAUUGCGUUGCUGGUGACACACCCACUGGAUAGUUAUUAAAACUUAAGGGUGUGACACCCUACAAAUGGCGACUACAAAGAAAAGAAAAGUUAAUGCAGAAUGUCAGUCUUUCCAAGAGAAAUGGACAAACGAUUAUUUUUUGUUGUUGAAGUAAAAGGCAAACUCGUGUGCGUUAGCAGUAAUGACAGCCAAUCUGGAGCGUCAUUAUAGCUCAAAACAUGCUAAACUCGCCCUAGCUGGUUUGGCUCAGCGCAUAGAGCGUCGGCCCUCGGAUUGAAGGGUCCCAGUUUGAUUCCAGUCAAGGGCACAUACCUCGGUUGCAGGCACCAUCCCUAACCCUGGUCAAGGCCAGUGCGGAAGCGGCAACCAAUGUGUCUCUCUCACUUCGAUGUUUUUCUCUCUCUAAAAAACCAAAGCAAAAAACAUGCUAAACUCAAUGAGUUGGGAGGCCAAAUGCAUCUGGAUAAAAUCAAUGCUCAGGAUAAAAUCAAUGAAGUGCAGACGGGCCUCAGCCAAUCUGAAGAGCCGGUUGGGUGGGGGUCCGAGGCAUCGUAUACCGCUCCCCCCCACCCCCCAUCUAUAGGUCUCAGAAUUCCUCUGGUGACUAUUUUGGUGCAGAUUCAUUCCCAAGGCCCCUUUUCACUUGGUUGGGGCCUUCCCAGAAUUCAUGAGCAGCACCUGGCAACUUGAUCUUGCCCAGCCUUGAGACUGCUGGCUUCUCUGCUCAGGGAGUAAAACUCCCCUUUUUUCUUUCCUCUUCCCCCCUCCCUUUCUGCAUUCUCUGGUUAGGGAAGGUUUUUUAACCAUUUGCUCUCCUGUCCUUGGCUGGGGAAGAUAAUGGCUUGUUAGUUACAAGCUGCAAAUUGCCCACACUGUUCGGCCUUGUUUUAACUUUCCUGUCUCAGUUUCCCUAUUCCUCUGCCCUGGAAUCCUGUAACAGUUCUUUUCAAAACUUACCAUCGCCCAGAGUCGACUGCACUCCAGACUGACCGACGGAAACCUGAAAAAGCAGUUGCGAGUAGUAACAUCAUCAAUACCAGCUACACACCUCACCAAAUACACCACACACCUCACCAAAGAGAAGCAGGGAGCUUAGUUAAAUGAUCAAAUAUAGCAGGCUAAUUUUUAGGUUGAUAAUUUUGUAUGGCUCACAAAUGAUGUUAUAAAUAUCCACAUGGCCCUUGGCAGUAAAAGGUUCCCCACCCCUGCUCCACAGGGACCACUCUUCCAUGUGAUUGUUGUGUUUGAAUAUUUAUAGAUGGAUUUUAACAAGUGAGAAGUGGUGCUGCCCUGUGUCGGCUGCUCCCGGCCUGGGCAUCCCAUGCCUGUGUCUCCUUUCCCUCAUCUUUGGAUGUGUGUGAGGAGGGUGGGAGAUGUGCGAGGUACCUUCUAGGUCAUGUGCCACUUCCAGUCAUACUGGUGACAUUCAGCCCUAGCUGGCUCUGGGGCUGAACGUCAGGGGUCAGGGUUCUGCUCCCGCUGUCUGCCCUGGUGCUAAUAUUUGAUAACUUAGCAUUAACAGGGCUGUCUCCCUCCUCCCUCCUCCUAUUUGGUUAUUUAUUCAGGCCUUUAUUAGUCUGUAAACAUGAACUGCACCUGUAAUUUCAUCCUUGGUGCUAUGAGACAGGCCAGGUACUUCCUGCCUUUGCUGUACUGUGAGGACGCUCUGCCCUCGCGUCGUCAGAUGCUGUGAAUGACUUUUCCAGUCAGGUUCCAGCUUGGUUGUCUCUUUCUUAGUUGCCUGGUUGUCCUGUUUAUUUCUUUAAAAGGUCAUGAAACCAUGAAGUUGUCAUUUUGUUUCAUGUCCGGUUUACAUAGCACCUCGCACUUAAUAGGCACUCAGUGUUUCCUUAGUGAUUGGGUAUUUUUUCAUGCUUCUCUCCAGUGAAAAGUGCACCUUUGAAGUUUGUUGGAAAUAUCAAUAACAAUACAAGGAAAGCCAUUAAGUACAAAAUAUUCAUGUAUUUAU
Molecule: messenger RNA, 4567 nt
Organism: Myotis lucifugus (little brown bat)
Lineage: Eukaryota; Metazoa; Chordata; Mammalia; Chiroptera; Vespertilionidae
Gene: TNFRSF10A
Product: TNF receptor superfamily member 10a
Exons: 9
Coding region: 1-1158 (385 amino acids)
Biological process (GO): TRAIL-activated apoptotic signaling pathway; positive regulation of apoptotic process
Cellular component (GO): cell surface; plasma membrane
Molecular function (GO): TRAIL binding
Source: RefSeq, a predicted model, not a curated record